Messenger RNA from Episyrphus balteatus (marmalade hoverfly), 3433 nucleotides. It is a transcript of the gene Gk2, whose product is annotated as glycerol kinase. Bases 1066 to 2724 code for a protein of 552 amino acids. The record is from RefSeq and is a predicted model, not a curated record. Gene Ontology annotation, biological process: glycerol-3-phosphate biosynthetic process; glycerol metabolic process; triglyceride metabolic process. Gene Ontology annotation, cellular component: mitochondrion. NCBI's taxonomy places the organism in Eukaryota, Metazoa, Arthropoda, Insecta, Diptera, Syrphidae. The transcript has 3 exons. Gene Ontology annotation, molecular function: glycerol kinase activity.
UUCUGAUUUAAAACCAUAACAUUCUGAGUAAUCUUAAAGCUUUUUCUAUUAGAAAAAAAGAAAAUGCAAUGCGCAUUGUCUAUACAGAAAUUGGAAAAAAAAACUGGUAAAACUCGACGAUUAUUUUCAAUGACGUCAACAAAAGGGGCUCGUCUCAGGGUGCCUCUAUAAAAUAGCUAAAGUAAAUAUAGAACAAAAAUAUAUCUAUGCUCAAAUAGAACGCAAUUUCGUCAAGUUCACGUGAUUGUGUGUUGUAGUUGUUCGUCUUUUUUGGCAAACACAACAGCAAGUUUAUCUAGUUCCGCCGCUGUCUGUUGUGUUCUCGCUUGUCAAACACUAGGAAGUGUAAUUACGUAAUUUUUUUUUUGUUUCAUUUAAAGAAGGACUAAAUAAUGUAGUCUUUUUUUUUUAAAAGACUUCAUAGAUACAAUAAAGUCUUAAUUAUGUGGUAUUCGCAAGAAACACAUUUUCGGAAGAACAAAUAAAAUAUAGAUUUGUGUUGCCUCGCUACGCGUGCAUGGCACAUCAACAAAAAUAGAUAUUAAAACUAAAAACCAAGUCAAGUCAAGAGAAUGUUUCGAAAAGCUCGAUUAAAGUCUAUUGAUCCCAAUGGGGGCAAAUGUGAUAAAUGACAUUCCAAAGUUUCUCAUUCGCAUACCGAUGAUGAUGACAUGUAAGGAUUUUGCGUACACAACCCAAUAAAUAUAAUAAACGCAAUAGCAAACAAAAGAAAAAAAAAGACAAAAACGAGAUUAAAUCCCCUUUUAAAAACGUGAUUGAUAACUAAAAACAAUGAUGAUGAUGGGCGGUUGACGUAGUCCCACGUUGUUGUCGCUUUCAUUGCGACGAUUUCUGUGUUUUCAAUCGAGCGAGCCGCCCGAACUGCUGAGAGGGCCUGUCCGUGUCCGUUGUAUGUUGGCGUUUUAGCGAGAUAUGGCUGGCAGAGUAUUUAUUUAGUUUUUAUUCGUGUUUUAGCCGAAGAACAGUGCGGACGUGUUUACUUUUUUUGUUAAAGAGGGUUCUUCCAGCUUUCAACUAAAUCAACAAAUAGAUUUAUUUCAAAAAAUGUCAGAAAUUAAACAUGAACGCCUUGUGGGCGUUAUUGAUGAAGGAACAAGCACUGUUGCCUUUUCUAUAUACACCACGCCCGACUUUAAAGAAGUUGCAUCAAGUAAAUUCGAUUUAAAAUCUAUUCAUCCACAAGAUGGUUGGAUGGAGCAGGACCCUAUGGAAAUAAUAAAAACCAUACACAUUUGUGCAGCUGAAGCUAUUGCCAAACUUCGACACUUGGGCUACGACGAAAAAGAUUUGAUAACAAUCGGUGUGACAAAUCAACGUGAGACAACAGUUGUAUGGGACAAGUAUACUGGUCAACCUCUUUACAAUGCCAUAAUUUGGAAUGACAUCCGAACAACCGAAACGGUGGAUAGAAUUCUUGCCAGAAUUCCCGAUGAAAAUAAGAACUACUUCAAAGCCACAACUGGUCUGCCAAUGUCACCAUAUUUCUCAGCAUUUAAGAUCAUAUGGCUGAAGGAUAAUGUGCCAGCUGUAAGAAAAGCAUGUCGCGAACGUCGUUGUUUGGCAGGAACCAUUGACACUUGGAUUGUGUGGAAUCUAACAAAGGGACUGCACAUUACCGAUGUGACAAAUGCCUCACGAACAAUGCUAAUGAAUAUCGAAACCCUGCACUGGGAUCCAAUACUCUUGAAGACUUUUAGUAUCCACCCUGACAUGCUUCCUGCCAUUCGAAGUUGUUCGGAAAUAUUCGGAAAGGUUAUGGAUGGCAGUGUACUUAAUGGACUUCCAAUAAGUGGGAUCAUAGGCAACCAGCAGGCUUCGUUGAUGGGGCAGAUGUGUUUUAAACCUGGUCAGGCGAAAAACACUUAUCGGUCGGGAUGUUUUGUACUCUGCAACACUGGCGGGAAGCAUGUUAUCUCUUCACAUGGUCUCCUGACGACAGUUGCUUACAAACUAGGGAAAAAUGCUCCUGUGACUUAUGCCUUAGAGGGAGCAGUUGCAAUUGGUGGAGAAGCUCUAAAUUGGUUGCAGAAAAACAUGAAGAUUAUGUCGAAUACAGAUGAAGCUGAAAAGAUGGCCGAAAGUGUCUCUUCGACAGGCGAUGUCUACUUUGUGCCUGCAUUUACUGGUCUAUAUGCACCUUACUGGAGAAAAGAUGCUCGUGGUAUUAUCUGUGGCCUUACACAAUUCACAACGAAAAAUCACAUAGUGAGAGCAACUCUGGAAGCGAUAUGUUUCCAAACGCGCGAUAUACUCGACUGCAUGCAUCAAGAAUGUGGUUAUAAUUUGAAUAAAUUACAUGCCGAUGGAGUGCUUACUCACAACAAUCUCUUGAUGCAACUCCAAGCUGAUAUUGCUGGUAUUCCAGUCUACCGUUCGCAGCUGGUAGACACUACUGCCUUUGGAGCGGCAAUGGUGGCAGCAUUAGCAGAGGGUAUCAAUAAAUGUGAAUUUGAUCCUUACAAACGAUAUUAUGAUAAUGUUUUCUAUGACACAUUCUUGCCAACCACAACAGACGAUGAACGAGAAUUACGCUGUGGCAAGUGGAAGAAAGCUGUAGAACGCAGUAUGGGCUGGGUUGUUAAGAAGAAGAGUGCAAUCAUGACCAAUGAACGUUACAAGCUGAUAUCUUCUAUACCAGCUGGCAUCUAUUUGAUAACUGUGUUUGCAAUGCUGGCUCAUUCGAACAGCAGACUUGCUUCAUAGAGUAAAGGUUUAGGAUUAAGAAAUCUUACCCCCUAAAAGUCUUGAGUAUAGAGUUUGUGCUGUGAUCGAAAAGAUAAAUUAUGUACAAUGUACAUCGUACAUCGUACAACAGCUUAGUACUGUGUUAUUUUUAUUAAAAUAUAUAGUUUACUGAACUUUCACCGUCGAGGAUAAAGUAAACUAUAAAUGAGUCAUUCUUCAUUAUUGAACAUUUUGCCUAUCUCAACUAAACAUAGAUUGGAUUUAUUGUUUAUUAUGUAAAUAUAUUGAACUUUAACUUAUCGACGAGCUUUUGAUCGCGCGUGUUGUACUUUGAACCUCAUUAAAUCAUAUUUUUCUUUGAUAAGAUAAGAGAACAUAUAUUUCUGGGAAGUUAAAUUUUAUCGCUCGGCCAAUGGCAAUAAACACACCCCUAAUCUUGUUUGUGCUUUGAGAUAGGUAAAGGAAUUUAACUUAAAUAUUUUUGCCCCCAAAUAUCAUACAACUCUCUGCAAAAAUUUGUAUUCUUAAUUUUAAUAGUUUUUUUUUUGUGAAAAUUAAAAUUUUAAACUUUGUUAUGAUUAUUUUCUGUAUGUAUUGUAAAUUGUGAGCUUGUAUGUAUGUAAUUUCGUAAUUUCAUUUAGUUUUAUGAAUGUUGUGUAAAAUUAUUAAAAUUUAAUUUGUUAUUCAAAGAUUUUCUUUAAUUGUAAAGUAAACUAAACUUAUAGUU